CGCGCGGGAUUCUGGGAAGCGUAGUUUGUCUGGCGGGUCUUUGACGUUGCUGCUUAAUGAGGUCAGGUGCUGGGGAGACUACAAGUCCCAGGAGGAGGAUCGCCGCGAAGAUGAAACUGAGCCUUCGGGGCUGAAGUGUGACUUCUUAUUGCGGAGUGUCGGAUCCUUGCAUGUGAAACCCAUCCAGACGGACAGGGAUAACGGCCCCGGGUACGUAGCAACCAUUCAAGAAACACUUGGCAUGAAAAUGCAUGACUAAAAAUUGUGGCUUUAUUUCCAAGGAUGGCCGUGGCCUGUCUUCUUCUCCUGGGCAGGUUUAUCAUGGAUUCUGUGGGAGAAUCGGUGAACUUCUUGGUCUCCGACUGCUGUAGUGAGACUCCGGUUUUAAAUGGCUCCUGCCCUGUAGAUCAGAGAUGCAGUCCAGGUUGUUACCAGGUGUGGACGAAUGACACGAGCCUUUCGUGCAUAAAGUGUGAUAAUGAAACCAGCUUGGAAGUGUCUCAGAAUGUGACGGCGUGCAGGGGCGUUACCACUCAAGCAUCGGAAAUCCACAUGAAUCUCAGCACAACUCCAUCUGUUCCUCAUCAUCUGAGUAAUCCUGGGGUGGCGGCAUCUCUCCUCCUGGGAACGCUCUUCAUCAGUCUCUUCCUUGUUCUUUCGGUGGCCUCCUUUUUUUACCUCAAACGCUCACAUAUGCUGCCGGAAAUCUUCUACAGAAGGAAUAAAGCCUCCAUAUUACAGCCCAGUGAAAUGGCAUCCAUGAUUCCAGAACCAAACCCGUCAGGAAGGAAACCAAGAUAUGUCAGACGUGAAAGAACGCGCAAGGCAGCGGUCCCAUUGUCACUGGACCCUUCGGCGGAUACACAAGUAAGCAUUGUGUGAUGUGACGGCGGUGCGGCCUGGAACAGUCCACAUUAUCCUCAUCGUGCCAGACUAAGGAGAACCGCGUGACGGAGCGGAACAUGAAGAAACAGACUCCCCACUGAAGGAACCAAGGAACUGAAGACAUUUCAGCCCACGUGGCACAUGACUGACUUUUUAUUAAUUUGCAAUUUAAUUGUGCAAAUUUGUGAAGCGUUUUCUUCCAGCACAGCAAACAAUAUCCAGUUUUUUUGCAAAGAAUUUCUAUGUAAUAUGAACAACGCAGCCUGUAUAUUUAAUGUGACAUUUCCUUUCUACAUUUUUGAAAAAAUUCUGUGGCUUUAAUAAA
Molecule: messenger RNA, 1210 nt
Organism: Bufo bufo (common toad)
Lineage: Eukaryota; Metazoa; Chordata; Amphibia; Anura; Bufonidae
Gene: C1H1orf159
Product: chromosome 1 C1orf159 homolog
Exons: 10
Coding region: 283-882 (199 amino acids)
Source: RefSeq, a predicted model, not a curated record